This is a messenger RNA of Pogonomyrmex barbatus (red harvester ant), 4396 nucleotides long. RefSeq names its product CUB and Sushi multiple domains furrowed (gene fw). NCBI's taxonomy places the organism in Eukaryota, Metazoa, Arthropoda, Insecta, Hymenoptera, Formicidae. The record is from RefSeq and is a predicted model, not a curated record.
CCCUCAUUCACUUCACGUAGUUUCACGUAGUUAAAUUGAGUAUCGUUAAAUUCGGAGGAUCGCAAGCAAGUGAACUAGCACUAGACGAAACGAGUGAUUGAGACCACCAUGUUCAACCAUGAAUGAAAAUUCAUCGGGAGACGCAACAAUCUCGCGGUUAGCCUGAGGGUCCCCAUGAUCCAUGGAUCGAGUUGUGAUAUUCGAUUGUUGAUUCGAGGGUUGGCCGUUGAGUGCGAAGAUCGUGCGAGGAAGUGAGUCAGAGAAUCGAACUAUUUACCGAAAGUAUAUAUCAAUGGUGAGAGAAUUAGAAUCGUAGAAUCUAAUUACAACACCUUGGGAAGGAUCAGCGUCGAAGGAAACGCUGAGAGAGAAUCUAAGGAGAGAUCCGAGGGACGUUUAGGUUCUCAGGUGGAGUAUCGAUUGGAUCGUUAUCGUUGGAUCGUUUCAUCCGGUGACGGUGCUUCGGUAUCGGUUUCGGUUAGAGACGGUAAGGAAAGAAAAAACGUAUAUAUCUUGUGUGAAAGUUUCAUGGUGCGCGAGUGCUCCCUGGAGACUUUCUGUUAGCUGGGCUCCGCGGAUGUUCCCGUGCUGAGGUGGUUCCUGGUUCGUCGCUGGAUCGUCGAUGUGAUCCCACCCGAUUCGUGGAGAAUGAUCUUGGUGUACGGGAUCAUCCUGCCCCUCGUGGGAAGUCUCGCGUACGCGCAAGAACUGAAGUGCGGCCAUCCGGCUGUGCCGAUGAACGCCAAGGUAUCGCUGUCUGAUGAAUCCUUGAGGGCUGGCACCGUAGCGAGAUACACCUGCGAUGCAGGCUACGAACUCUUUGGAAUUGGCAGCUUGGUGUGCAACCCACGAGGAAAAUGGCAGGGUGACCUACCGUUUUGUGGUACAAACGUGGGUUUUCGUAAACCGGCGAAUCAAUCGACGACCGUGAGAGGUGGAAACGCGAAUCAUGGUAAUGACGGUGACUUCGGCACGGAACAUGAUGGGAAAAGAUGCACGGAAACCCAGAGCGAGCCCAGUCCUUGGUGGAAGGUCGACCUUCUCAAGCCAUAUUCUGUUAAGGUCGUCAGGGUGACAACACGAGGCUGUUGCGGUCAUCAGCCUCUUCAGGAUAUUGAGAUAAGAGUAGGCAACAGCAGCGCUGAAUUGCAGCGCAAUCCUCUGUGUGCCUGGUUCCCCGGUACUAUUGAGGAGGGCAUCACGAAGACCUUCAUCUGUGCUAGGGCACUCGUAGGCCAGUACGUAUUUUUACAACUUGUCGGUGUGGAAGGUAGUUUGAGCCUCUGCGAGGUGGAAGUUUUCGCUACGGACGAAUUUUCGAUAGACAGAUGCGCACACGCCGGCACACCCGCCGACGCCGACUUGGCUGCUUUCAAUUCCACGUGUUACGAAUUCAUAGUAAAGAAGGGCGGCUCGUUCCAGGAGGCGAAGAACUAUUGCAAAACUCGCGGUGGCGAUCUCGUUCACGGUUUCAAGGGAAUAUCGUCUACAUUUAUCCUGAAUAAUCUAGAGAGGCGGAAGGAUAAGUUGAAGACUCAGUUGGUUUGGAUUGGGGCUCAGAAGGAACCGCAGAUCACCGUUCGAACGUGGCGAUGGGUGGACGGCGAGAUCGUGCAGAAGCCAUCCUGGGGCAAGGACCAACCGAACAACUACAACGGCGAGCAAAACUGCGUCGUGCUGGACGGAGGCCGCGGCUGGCUCUGGAAUGACGUCGGCUGCAAUCUCGAUUACCUUCACUGGAUCUGUCAGAGCAGGCCACCGACCUGUGGCAGUCCCGAGAAAUCGGAGAACACUAUAAUCGUGGGAUCCAAGAGAACGAUAGGCUCUACGAUAGAUUACGCUUGUCCAGACGGAUAUAUGCUCGUUGGAUCGAAGAGCAGAACGUGCGAACUAACCGGAUUUUGGAGCGGUGACGUGCCUACAUGCAAAUUCGUCGACUGCGGUGCGCUGCCGGAUUUGAAGAAUGGCUUUAUCACGUUAUUGGACAAUAGAACCACACACGGCGCUCUCGCAGAUUACAAAUGUAAGGAAAAUUACACGCUAAAGGGUGACACGAAACGAAGAUGCGGCGACGGUGGCAUCUGGAGCGGUCACGAACCACAGUGUCUAUUCGAUUGGUGUCCUGAACCACCGGAAGUAAACGGUAGUAUCGUGACAACUAACGGAACAAAAGUCAACUCCACUGCCACAUAUUCCUGCCAAAAUGGAUUUAUUUUGUUCGGAGAUAAUGUGCUCACAUGCAAUGUCGGUGGCGAAUGGAUCGGCAAAACCCCACAAUGCCGAUUCGUCGAUUGCGGGGCACCAGCCCAAAUUGAAUUUGGAUCUGUCGUUCUAAUUAACGGCACAACUUCGGUAGGCAGUUUAGCUAUUUAUUCGUGCCUACGAGAUUAUUUGCUGAUAGGUGAGACAGAACAAGAGUGCACCAGAGAGGGCAAAUGGAGUCACGAUACACCAUCAUGCGAAUUGAUCUCGUGUCCGACUCCGGAUGUGCCCACUGGAGGAUUCGUGGUAGGAUAUGAUCUGAAUGUUCACAGCGUCAUUGUGUAUCAUUGUGACGCGGGUUAUUUGCUUCACGGCGAGGCGAAACAUACAUGCGGUCAAAACGGCAAAUGGACAGGACAGAUGCCGAUUUGCGAAUACAUCAAUUGCGGUAAGGUUCUUCCGAUUUUAAACGGCGCUGUAACCUACGUGAACGAUACAACUCAUCUUGACAGCGAAAUCGCGUACAGCUGUACGAGGAAUUAUAGACUAAAUGGAGUCUCGAGGCGAUAUUGUCUCGACAACGGUCAAUGGAGCGAUGCCACUCCGAAAUGCGAAGAGAUCCGCUGUCCGGAACCUAUACUGGCGGAGCACGGGAUUCUCUCGGUGACCGGAAACGAUCGAAUGUACGGAAGAACGUUGAUACGCACGGGAACCGUCGAGAACUCAAAUACAGGCGCGACUUCGUACAAGAUUGGAGCCCUGGCGAAAUACAGGUGCGAGAGAGGAUACAAGGUAGUCGGAGAACCUUUGUCCACCUGCGAAGAGAAUGGAAAGUGGAGCGGCGAAGUGCCGCAAUGCGUCUAUGUCGAUUGUGGAAAACCUGAGUACAUUCAACACGGACAUUACACGUUGACAUCCAAUGCAACAUAUUAUGGAGCAGCUGCACUUUACGAGUGUGACGGCAAUUUCGAGCUAGAUGGAUUUGCCAGAAGGCUGUGUCUUGAAAACGGCACCUGGAGUAGCGAUACCCCCGUUUGUCGAGAAAUACGAUGCAGAGAUCCGGAAAAAAGUGGCGUACUAUCUACGCAAGUGUCAACUCAUAGUGUGGGCGGUGUGGCGCACUAUAGUUGUCCACGUGGGUUUUACAUGGAAGGAAAUGAGACUAGGAUUUGUUUACAAAAUGGAUCCUGGAGCGGGAGAACGCCCGCUUGUUUCUCGGUUGAUUGCAAGCAUCCGGGAUCAAUAGAGAACGGUAGAGUGAUAGUGGUGAACGGGUCAACGACUUAUGGAGGAGCCGCAGAAUAUCAUUGCUUACCGCAGUACGAAAGAAUCGGCAUAUUCUUGAGAAAGUGUUUGGACACAGGAUACUGGAGCGGCGAGGAACCAAGAUGCGAAUUGGCUGCGAAUGAGAUCGCGGAGCCUCAAGGUGUUGGCACGAGCGUUGGCAUCGGAGCAGGCGUUAUUAUUUGUAUAUUAAUUAUCCUCGGACUAGUCUACCUUAGGCUACGAAAAGCUACGCCGGUGAAAAACACCGAGAACGUUCAAGCCGCGGAACGGAAAGAGGACCAAAAUGCCGCCGUCAUGUCUUACGCUACGUUGAACGACGGCACGCAUAAUACCAUGUACGAGAACGUCCCCGAGGAUGGUCUCUACGAUAACCCCUAUAGCAUAGGUGGCAGUGCGUACAGAUACGGCGGCCACCCGAGAAGAAUGUAUGGCAGAUCCGGACAUUAUGAAGCGGAACCAAUUCCUAAUAGGAACGGGAUCACUAUCAACGGCGUGUCUGUACGAUAGCUCGUAAUUCUAUUGGAUUGACUUUCUUCUACAUCCACGUCGGAAAUCAUGAAAAAGAUUGUCCUUAAUUUCACAAUUUCGCACGAUUUUUAUCAUUUGAGACGUGUACAAAAAACACCGAAGAACUUGUUAUCGUUAUUUAUAUUAUCGUCUAUAAUUCAUGUAAAUAAUGUGCGAGAAAGAGGGUGUGAUGUGUGUGUGUGUGUGUGUGUGUGUAGUAAAGAUAUGUUAGAUAAAAUUACACACCGACGAGACUUUUUUCUCUGAGGAUCAACUAUUUUGUAUGAUUCUGUAUAUACGGUGUAUUGAUUAUUUAGAUUUCAUUACACUUAACUUCUAAGUAAUACAUUGUAAUGUAAGUUUACGAUUGUAUAAAUAAAGAAAUCAGUGUUGUACUUCA